AGGAGGUCAUCGGCAGAGGCUGCCGGGCUGGCCGGAGACGAGCCGCCUACCUUCCAGGAUGCGCGACAUUUUAAUUGCCGUCUGAUUUCCUCUCCGGCAUUUAGCGGAUCGGCGGGUUUGCGGCAUCGCUCGACCUUGUGGCGAUCGCAGUGAUUUCUGUCCGCGGUUACGAUGCACGAUAAACACAGUAAAAGGCUGACCCUAUAGCCGAAGGCAUCUUAGGGACUUCAUUACAGUCGCUUGAAGCCUGGUAGUUUGCCCUGGUGUGGCCGCUGCCUGGUCACACGGUCCUUGUCGACUGGUAUUACUUCUUGCCUUCGGAAGGCAAAGGAAGACCCGAGUCCUCGUGUCCCUGGUUACCUUUGCCCGUGCCUUCAUUUGUCUCCCCCGACCUGCUGUGGCUGCCAUUCAGACCUGAUUGUCGUCCCUUUUUCUGAUUGACUAUACACCGCCUCCCCCAAAAUGAUUCCCAACGGAUGUUUGAUCUUCGAAGACGACAGCUUCCUGGAUUCCACGGUGGCCAAGAUGAACGCCUUACGCAAAAGCGGCCAGUUCUGCGACGUCCGACUGCAGGUGUGUGGCCAUGAGCUCAUGGCCCACCGUGCCGUCUUGGCGUGCUGUAGCCCGUACCUGUUUGAGAUCUUCAACAGCGACAUGGAGCCCCACGGGGUCGCCCACGUCAAGUUCGAAGACCUGAAUCCGGAGGCGGUGGAGGUCCUUCUCAACUACGCCUACACCGCCCAGUUGAAGGCCGAAAAAGAGCUGGUUCGGGAUGUCUACUCUGCUGCCAAACGGCUCAAGAUGGAAAGGGUCAAGCAGAUCUGUGGCGACUACCUGCUCUCAAAGAUGGACUGCCAGUGUGCCAUCCCCUACCGCAACUUUGCCAGCCGCAUGGGCGAUGGACGUCUUGUCAGCAAGAUCGACGGGUACAUGCAGGAGCACCUGCUGGAGAUCUCGGAACAGGAUGACUUUCUCAAACUCCCUCGACUGAAGCUAGAAGUAAUACUGGAAGACAACCUGAGCCUGCCCAGCAACGGUAAAUUGUACUCCAAAGUGAUCUACUGGUUGCAGCGCUGCCUCUGGGAGAACGGGGAGCCCUUGGAAAGGAUGAUGGAAGAGGUGCAAACGCUGUACUACUCGGCAGACCACAAGCUGCAUGAUGGGAGUCAGCUUGAGAGGCAAACUGAGGUGUUUGGCAAUGAUGACCACAUCCAGUUUUUGCAGAAGAAACCGGUGAGGGAGAACUUCCAGAAGCAGGCCAGCACCAGUUCCUCUGGAAGCCUGUCCCCAGGCUCGGUGACGCAGCUCUGCAAGCACGAGUGGAAGUACAUCGCCUCGGAGAAGACCAACAACAACACGUACCUAUGCCUGGCGGUGCUGAAUGGCGUGCUGAGUGUCAUCUUCCUGCAUGGGCGUGGCAGCCCCCACAGCUCCCCUUCCAGUACCCCCAGCCUCCCCAAGAGCAUGAGCUUCGAGGGCCAGCUGGAGGAGCCUGAGGAGAGGCUGCGGGCGCCCAUGCACUACGCCCGCUCUGGUUUGGGCACCGCCGAGCUGGAUGGCAGGCUGAUAGCUGCAGGUGGGUAUAACCGGGAGGAGUGUCUUCGCACGGUAGAGUGCUACGACCCCAAGACGGACCGCUGGACCUUUAUCGCCCCCAUGAGGACGCCGCGGGCACGCUUCCAGAUGGCUGUGUUGAUGGGUCAGCUGUACGUGAUGGGCGGGUCCAACGGCCACUCGGACGAGCUGAGCUGCGGCGAGACCUACAACCCGCACGAGGAUGAGUGGACCCCGGUGCCAGAGCUGCGCACCAACCGCUGCAACGCCGGUGUCUGCUCCCUGAACAACAAGCUGUUCGUCGUGGGGGGGUCGGACCCAUGUGGACAGAAGGGGCUGAAGAACUGCGACGCCUUUGACCCGGUCGCCAAGAUCUGGACCAGCUGUGCUCCCCUCAACAUCAGGAGACACCAAGCAGCAGCCUGCGAGCUCAGCGGCAUGAUGUACGUCAUCGGAGGCGCAGAGUCGUGGAACUGCCUGAACAGCGUGGAGCGCUAUAAUCCAGAGAAUGACACCUGGACGCUGAUCGCCCCCAUGAAUGUGGCCCGGCGGGGGGCAGGAGUGGCUGUGUACCAGGGGUGCCUCUUCGUGGCCGGCGGGUUCGACGGCUCCCACGCCCUGCGCUGCGUGGAGGCCUACGACCCGGCCAGGAACGAGUGGAAGAUGCUGGGCAGCAUGACGUGGGCGCGCAGCAACUGCGGCGUGGCCGUGCUGGACGGCGCUGUGCACGCGGUGGGCGGCUUCGACGGCAACGACUUCCUGAGCUCGAUCGAGACCUACGAGCCGCAGGACGACAACUGGAGUCCCUGCAUGGAAGCCGGCGGCACCGUCUCCAGCUGAGCGUGACCGGCAAACUAACAGGCUUGGCGAUUGUAAUUUGUUCUAGUGCCCUGGAUUGGGUAGGGUUUGGGUGGGUGGGGCUUCUGGAAUGGGGGUGGGGUUACAUGGAUGGGUGUGGUUUGAAAGAGUUGCUGGAGCAACACGAAGCCUUUGCAUCUAAUUUGUGCUGUGUAUAUAGACAUCACCCCCGGUAUAGUACCGCAAACGCCAAUGUCCAGCACUUUUUAUUUUAUUUUUUUAUUUUUGGUUGGAAGAGGUUGCGUCUUAGAGUAACAUUGUUACCCAUUUUUGCAGAGUAGAUGCCUGUCAUACAAGUUAAGCUUUUUUUUGCAUUAGUUAAAACAGAAAGCCUUAUUCAAGGCAGGGGUUUAUAGAACUAUCUUGUUUUAAACUUUGUUACCAUCGCCUUGGUAGCUUAUGAUUGCUUUCUUUUUAAGCGUAUAUGUGUACAAAGUGAGUUAAUGUAGACGGGCUGGAUGCUCUGGUGUGAGAAUUAGAGCCAGUCAUGGAGGGAGGGAGAGAGGGAGGCCCCUGUCGGCGCGCUUCGGCUAACAGCAUGACCUUCACCAAUGUCCUUCAAUUCAGGUGCUGCCUCUGUUUUCCUCCUAUUUUCUUGUUUUUGUUUUCUAACCAAUUAAAACGGACGUAGUUUUCACUUUUGUUACAAGCUAUUUCGUAAGUAAUAAAUAUUAAACCACAA
Molecule: messenger RNA, 3094 nt
Organism: Brienomyrus brachyistius
Lineage: Eukaryota; Metazoa; Chordata; Actinopteri; Osteoglossiformes; Mormyridae
Product: influenza virus NS1A-binding protein homolog A-like
Exons: 15
Coding region: 463-2394 (643 amino acids)
Molecular function (GO): protein binding
Source: RefSeq, a predicted model, not a curated record